GCCCCCCGCUUCCCGAACGGACUGGCGGGCCCGGAGCGGCGCCCACUGACCCGCGCUCGCAGGCCUAGGGCCGGCUGCAGCGGGCGGCCAUGGAGGUAGCGGCGCGGAGGCGACAGCCGGCGGCGGCGGCGGCGGGCGGCCCGGGCGUGUCCUUCUUGCAGGCCAGGCAUGGCCCCACCAGCACAGAGGAGGCUGCCCGCCCCGCCCCCUUCCACCUAGACCUCUGGUUCUAUUUCACUGUGCAGAACUGGAUUCUGGACUUCGGUCGUCCCAUUGCCAUGCUGCUGCUGCCUCUGGACUGGUUCCCGCUCAACAAGCCCAGCCUCGGUGACUAUCUGCACAUGGCCUACAAUGUCAUCACGCCCUUUCUCCUGCUCAAGCUGGUGGAGCGCUCCCCGCGCACCCUGCCGCGCUCCAUCGUCUAUGUCAGCGUCAUCACCUUCAUCAUGGGCGCCAGCAUCCACCUGGUGGGGGACUCCGUCAACCACCGGCUCCUGUUCAGCGGCUACCAGCACCACCUGUCCGUGCGCGAGAACCCCAUCAUCAGAGACCUGCGGCCCGAGUCACUGAUCGACUCCUUUGAGCUGCUCUACUACUACGACGAGUACCUGGGCCACUGCAUGUGGUACAUCCCCUUUUUCCUCAUCCUCUUCAUGUACUUCAGCGGCUGCUUCGUCCCCGCUGCGGCACCACGCUCAGUGCCCGGGGCCGCACUGCUCCUGGUGGUACCCAGCGGCCUGUACUACUGGUACCUGGUCACUGAGGGCCAGAUCUUCAUCCUCUUCAUCUUCACCUUCUUCGCCAUGCUGGCCCUCGUCCUGCACCAGAAACGCAAGGGCCUCCUCCUGGACAGCAACGGCUUCUUCCUCUUCGCCUCCUUCGGCCUGGCCCUCCUGCUCGUGGGACUCUGGGUGGCCUGGCUGUGGGACGAUCCUGUCCUCAGGAAGAAGUACCCGGGCGCCAUCUACGUGCCGGAGCCCUGGGCCUUCUACAGCCUCCACACCAGCGGCCAGCACUGAGGGCCCACAGGAGGCUGGACAUGAGCGUGCGCGUGUCAAGAGUGAGCGUGUGAGGGACUGUGUGUGAGAAAGUGUGUGUUGAGUAUGAAUGUGUGUAUGAGUGUGAGGUGUGUGUGAGUGAGGGUGUGUAUAUGGUGUGUGAAUGAGUGAGUGUGUGUGUGAGGAUGUGUAUAGGGGUGAGUGUGUGAGGGUGUGUGAGUAUGAGUGUGUGAGUCACUAUGAGUGAGGGUGUGUGAUGUAAAGGUGUGUUAGUGUGAGUGAAAGAGGCUGAGAGACUGUGCGAGACAGUGAAAGUGUGAGUGUGAGGGUGCAUAUGGUGUGUAUGUGUGUGAGGGUGUGUAUGUGUGACUCUGUGUGGGGUGACAUUUCUCUCAGCUUUGGAUCCUUUGGGUGGGUUUUUUAGGCCCAAGUUCAGGUUCCCCUUCCUGCCCGCCCCCCUCUCAGGGCUAGUCUCUUCCCCCUGGGAUCCUGCAAGGAGCCGGGGGCAGAAGAUUACCCCACACUGGCUCCCACCUCCUCCAGGUCUCUGGCCAGGCUGUCAGGCCCCUUGUGCCCAGCCCCUCCCCCAGGCUCUCCAGUCUCAGCUGGAUCCAGCAGCUCCAGGCCAGGAAGGCCUUGUCCAAGCAGGAUCCCGGGCGCCCCCAGCCUUGGGGCCUCAUUUUGCAGUUGGCUGGGCCCUCUCUCCCUUCUGGCCUGUGUUCUCAGGGAACCCGGGCCUGAGCUCCUCAUGUGUGGGUGGGGCUGGC
Molecule: messenger RNA, 1765 nt
Organism: Sorex fumeus (smoky shrew)
Lineage: Eukaryota; Metazoa; Chordata; Mammalia; Eulipotyphla; Soricidae
Gene: CLN6
Product: CLN6 transmembrane ER protein
Exons: 7
Coding region: 90-1019 (309 amino acids)
Source: RefSeq, a predicted model, not a curated record